Molecule: messenger RNA, 1130 nt
Organism: Diabrotica balteata
Lineage: Eukaryota; Metazoa; Arthropoda; Insecta; Coleoptera; Chrysomelidae
Source: the annotation of a GenBank genome assembly
UUUAACUUUAACUUUCCUAAUGAGUUACAUAAAGGAUUCCUACACUGAAAGCAAGAAAAGGAAAAUUGAUAAAGAUGACAUUGACACUGAUACAAAAUUCAAGAUUCCCAAAAAGAAAACAGAAGAUACCAAUAGCAGCGUUCAAAGUAAUUCACAAUUUAUAUAUAAUGCUGGUAACUCAAUAGCUGAUAACUCAUAUUAUGAAUAUAACAAUAAAUUCGAACAAGGCGAAUGGCAAAAUUCUACUGCAUAUCGUUCCGAAUAUAAUAAACUAUAUAAUCUCACACCUAGUGCAGUAGGACCUAUAACUCAAAAUAUUUGUGAAACUUUAUCUAGUAUUAAGGAAGCACCCAAAAAUUAUCAGAAAGACAUAUUUAGAGAAAUUGCACCUGAUAUCAGUGAUCCAACUCUUCCAAAGGAACUGAAAAAACAAUUCCAACCCUUAUAUUGUAAACUUUGUGCAGCCCAUUUAAGUAGUAAUGUAAUGGCAAAACUACAUUACAGAUCAAAAAAUCAUGAAAAAAAGGUACGAAAGUUCCUAUUGGAUUAUGCGGAAUCCACUAAUACCCCAGUCCACAAACGAGCAACUGUUAUUUCGUCGGCAAAACCAGAGAAAGAAGCAGAUCCUAAAUGGUAUCAUUGCGUUGAAUGUGACUUACCAUUAACUGGAAGAAUGCAUGCCGAAUCACAUUAUAUGGGAAAAAACCACCAAAAAGUAGUUAUGGGAUACAAAUUGCCUACAGGUAGUGGACAUUACAAUAGUGAAGGAAAAUGGGUUAGGAAAGGCCCAAGAAAACCGGUAGUUCUCAAAGAUGGCGAAGACGGCUUCGGACAGGAUUUCCGAGAAAAAAAACCUGAAACUGCCGUGACUUCUACAACUACCACAACUCCCAAAACAUCUCAACCGUCUUCGACACCAAGCAAGUUCAGAUGUUCGGUCUGUGACAUCGGAACUACGUGCCAAGAACAGCUGAAUAUUCACUUUCAAGGACAGAAACAUAAAAAGAAGUUGCGUCAAUUGGGAAUCACUGAUCCUAAUAUUAUAGAAGGUACUGUUAGUGAUCAAUAAGUAUUUUGUUUAAAUAAAAAUGUAGAAUAUAAUAUAUCAACAUUAUAAUUCUUAAGAGUUA